UCUAUCCUGCAUUUACCCUUCCUAACAAGCUUUCUCGUUCCAUUAGUAUCUGGAUUACCAAGGAGGCAGAAAUUGCAACAAUUUGACAUGACUUUGCAAAAUAAUCAGGGGAGUAUUUUGAGCAAUACCAGUGGAAGUACAUUAGGUGUGCAAUGUGUGAUCCAUAGUGAGAACCUGAUCCUUUACUGUAAUGAAUGUGAGGAUUGUGUAUGUCCUCGCUGCUUGGUGGGCAACAGGCACAAAACACACACAUUCUCACCAUUCGAGGAGGCUUGCAAGGAACAAAAAUUUCAGAUUAGGAAGAAAGUGAAGGAUUUGAAGAAGAUUCAUGACCAAAUCAAGAAGGAGAUGGUCAAGAUUCCUCUGACUUUAAAUGACAUUGAAAUCAUCAUCUCAAAAACAAAAGAGUCUGUUGAAGAGAAAUACAAUAUACUUAAGAAGCUUCUGGACAAUGAUAUGAGAGUAACAAUGAGUUUGAUUGAAGCAGAACGCUUGUCAAUGGAGACCAUUAUUACAGAACAACAGGUGGACAAGGAGGCGUACAGCGAUGCCAUAAUAUCCUUAAUGGAAAGAUUCAAUGAUAUUAGUGAGAACCCAGAACCUGAAACUGUACAGGAACUACAGGAAGUCAUGAGUUGGAAGGCACGCCUGGAAGCUUUUGAAGAUUUGCAAAGAUCAAUUGGUAAAGAAAUGCCAGCAGAGAAUGGGAGACUGAAAUCACUGGUGCGUUCUGUCGAGGAGCUGCAACAGGCUGUGAAGAAACUGCUCCCACGAAUGUGGCAAUAUUCAAGAAAUAUAACUUUUGCUGAGAACACAGCUCACAGGAAUCUGUCUUUGUCAAGUGACUUGCGUUCUGUGCAAUACAAUCCCAUACCCACUAGUGUCCAAGAUAAUUCUGCGCGGUUUGAGUAUUCAUUCAAUGUUCUGGCAAAUGAAAGCUUCUCAUCAGGCAAACACUACUGGGAGGUCAAAGUGAGGAACAAGGAUGGGUGGAACAUCGGUGUUACAUACUGCUCCAUUUCCAGGAAAGGGAAAGGUAAAGAAACCGUUCUGGGAAAGAACAAAUAUUCCUGGUCCAUCCAGAUGGUUGACAAGGAGUACUAUGCUGUUCAUGCUGAUGAAUCCAUUUUACUUGAUCUGAACAGCAGGGACCACAAGUGUGAACGAUUGGGAAUAUUUGUAGAUUAUGAAGAAGGACGCUUGUCUUUCUACAAUGUCAACCGAGGGACUCAUAUUCACUCCUUUAAAACAAAAUUCCGCAAACCAAUAUUUCCUGCAUUUAAUCCUGUCUCAACCAUAAAUUCAAAAAAUUAUGAACCAAUUGUGUUGUGCCACUUAGUCCCCACACUGGAAGAGAUUGCUGACGGCAACAAUACCGAAAUACAAGAUGAAAAGCUAUAAAGCAUCCUUGGUGUAGCCAUGGACGCAUCACUUGGGGUGGGGGCUAUAUUACAUUCUAAAGUUUAAUUUACUGUGUGUUUGAG
This is a messenger RNA of Hemiscyllium ocellatum (epaulette shark), 1484 nucleotides long. RefSeq names its product tripartite motif-containing protein 14-like. Gene Ontology annotation, molecular function: protein binding; zinc ion binding. The transcript has 6 exons. Bases 88 to 1401 code for a protein of 437 amino acids. The record is from RefSeq and is a predicted model, not a curated record. NCBI's taxonomy places the organism in Eukaryota, Metazoa, Chordata, Chondrichthyes, Orectolobiformes, Hemiscylliidae.